Anastrepha obliqua is the source of this 1274-nucleotide messenger RNA. Its product is annotated as protein rogdi-like. Lineage: Eukaryota; Metazoa; Arthropoda; Insecta; Diptera; Tephritidae. Bases 45 to 809 code for a protein of 254 amino acids. The transcript has 7 exons. Gene Ontology annotation, cellular component: RAVE complex. The record is from RefSeq and is a predicted model, not a curated record.
UCCAAACAUCUGAUAAACGUCACCUAUACCCGCACACACAAACAAUGGAAGACACGGAAGGCGAAGAAAUUAAAAAUCUCCAAAUCGAAUUUGAAUGGGUUAUGCGCGAUGAAGUUCACGCGAUACUUAAGAAGCUGCGCGAGAUUUUAGUGGAAUGCGCACGCCGAUUUCCGGUACCAUGCUUCCCCGAUAAUGAGGGCAAACGUACUGAAAAAUUUGUGUUAAUGGCAGCUCAGGAUCAGCUUAAGUGUUCCGUUACGCUUACUGGCGAUAGCAUUACUCAAGCUGAUAUUAGUUAUAAAUUAAAACGCGCGUCUAGUCAAGUGCAACGCACGUCUAUUACACCGGACGCGCCAUGGAAAUUGCAACAGGUACAAGAUGCUGCAAAUCAUCUACAACAGGCCAUCACUCACAUUGAUAACGUUGGUGACAAUUAUGCUUUCAAGUCUCGUGAGGAAGUGCUACAAAUCAUAGGAGAAUUAAUAGGUGCUCUGCAGCGAGGUCGCACCAGUCUGAUAAUACCAAAGAAGAAAGCAAUCGAUGAACUUAUGAAGGGGCGAAAUAUGAAAUCCCUCACACCUAAUCUACCAGAAGAUCAAGCAAUAUCUUUCUUUUUACAAUGCCACAAACUCAUAAUAGCUGUUUACCAACUGUUAAACGUACAGGGUACUAUGAAAAUGGAGGCCACACAGGCUGAAUGCUCAGUCGGUUGGCUCAAUGAGAUUCUCGUGUUGUUCACCGUUGGUCUAACUUUAUGCCAACAGCUCAAGGAUAAAAUCAAUGCAUUUAAAAUGGAGGCAUCGAGUUAGUAAAUUACAUACCAUCAUCAGUGUGUUUCUUUUAAAAGCUAUACCGCCUUCCAACAAUGACGCCAAUUAGGUAAGAGCACCUUCACAACAACGUUUCAUAACUCACUCUCUCAUGGGUAUCCAAUAGCGGUUUGUUAUCCUGCACUCUUCACGACAUUGGCGACGCAACUCUCUCAAUGAAUAUUAUUCAAGUAUGCAUGCAUGCCUUAGGUGUAUCGACCUAAAUACGUAUUGCAAUCAAAGCAAAUAUUGCAAUGAAUAGCAUAGAUGAGUAUGCAGUUUGAGUCUUUUAUGUAUGUGGUCACUCAAUCUUGGGUACUAUAUGUACAUAUGUGUGUACUUACUUAUAACAACCAGCGUGCAUUAUAGCGGAAAGAAUGACUUGAAAUCAAUGUGAAUUCUAAGCCGCUUCACACUUGCAUUUUAGUGCACUGAAAUUGAGUGAGCUAUAAAAUUGGAUUAUCU